Ananas comosus (pineapple) is the source of this 2448-nucleotide messenger RNA. Its product is annotated as membralin-like. Lineage: Eukaryota; Viridiplantae; Streptophyta; Magnoliopsida; Poales; Bromeliaceae. The coding region runs from base 184 to 2094 and encodes 636 amino acids. Gene Ontology annotation, cellular component: endoplasmic reticulum. The record is from RefSeq and is a predicted model, not a curated record. The transcript has 14 exons. Gene Ontology annotation, biological process: positive regulation of ERAD pathway; response to endoplasmic reticulum stress.
ACAGAAUCGAAUAUUUCCCAAUCUUCUCGCCCACUGCUCCACCCUCCCUGAUCCCUUUUCCUCUUUCUAGGGUUUCAUCUCGCUCCGAUCAUCUGGUGGAGCAUCAAAGCGGAGGAGGAAACCCUAGGUUCUCCUAUAACCCUAGAAUCCUCGUCGGGGGCGGUGGCGGGGGCGGCGGAGGAGAUGGAUCCGGAGCAAACCUUCCUCCGCGUCCACGCGCGGCUCUCCGGCAUGCUCUCGCAGCUCCUCACGCCGAGGAUCCGCCUCGCGCUCGAGUACGCGCACCUCGCCGUCGCUGUGGUCCUCUUCUGCUUGCUCGUCGUCAUGCACACCAACUUCGUGCAGCAGCCCGGCUGUUCAAGCAAGUUCUCAGGAAGUGAAUUUACUGAAGCUCAACUUGUUCAGAUUAAGAUAGUCAGUGGUGGUCUAUGGGAUGCAAGUGCCACUAACCACAACACCGUGGGUUUCCAAAAUCAUGAAAAUCCAACUGAAAACUCCAAACUUUCUGAAGUGAAUGGCGAUGAGUUUGCUGUUCUGGCAACCAAGUUUUGGUCAAAUUGGAUCGGUUCAGGCACUAGGAGGAGUAAAUUAAUAUUUAGAUCUUCAAAAGGCGAUAAAGAUAAAGAAUUUCACGAGCCUCAAUGGGAAUAUGCAGCUGAUACUACUACUACUGCUAUGAAGACUAUGCAAGGUGAAAGGGGUAUGAAAGAAUCAUUCAGAGCAGCAGUUAUCCAUUUCUUUAGUAAAUGGUACAAACAAAUUAUUACCUUCUGCAAGAAUGCAAGGCUUGUUGCGGUUAAUGCUGCCCAAUUGAUGUACAAUUCAAGGUGGAAUGAAUUUCUUGAUAAUUUGAAGAGUCUUCAUAAGCUUCGAAUGGAAUAUCUUAGCUCAUUGAUAGUGAAAUGGCUUGAGAAAAGAAGCAAAGCAUUUGAGCCAACAUAUCUUUACACUGUAGACAAGGGUUAUUUCUUACUUUCUGAAGGAGCUAAGUCGCGACAUGGUAUUCGGACCAUCAACAUUACAAUUUCUGCUCAAAGUUCCUGCUUCGGAAAUAGGUGGCAACAGCUUCUGAUAAACAGUAUUGUUGGUUAUGACACUAUUCUUACAAACAGUUUAUUGAGUUCUCCUGGGAAAGGCUAUCUAUAUAACUUUCAAACGAAGGAAUUUUAUGAUCUCAGUUAUGGACAUGAACCAGCAACAGCUCCAAGAUUCGGAGACUACUUUGUGACCAAAUGUGGUGUGCUUAUCAUGUCACUAUUUGUUUUCUUCACAACCACAAUGUCAGUCUCAUUUACCUUAAGAGAGACACAAUCACGCAUGCUCAAAUUUACAGUGCAGCUUCAACACCAUGCGCGCCACCAGCUUCCCACAUUUCAAUUGAUUUUUGUGCACGUCAUUGAGUCGUUGGUUUUUGUGCCGAUUAUGAUUGGAAUCCUGUUUUUCCUAUUUGAGUUCUAUGACGACCAAUUACUAGCAUUUCUUGUUUUAACUCUUGUAUGGUUGUGCGAACUCUUUACAAUGAUCAGUGUACGGACGAGGAUCUCGAUGCAGUUCUUUCCUCGAUUUUUUUUGCUCUAUUUCCUGGUUUUCCACAUCUACCUAUUUUCUUAUGCUUAUGGGUUCUCAUAUCUGGCUUUCUCCGCAACUGCUGCAUUCAUGCAACACUUGAUACUGUAUUUCUGGAACCGCUUCGAGGUCCCUGCUCUUCAGAGGUUCAUCAGAAGCCGAGGCCAGCUUCACCUUUCGUCAACCAUAUACACCUCAACGCUUCACAUUGCAAGACUAAAUGUGCGGGACAAUCUGGAACAUCCUCCUCAUGAUCUUCCAGACCCUUCAAGAACAACUCAAACUCAACAAGCAGGCCCAAAUCCUAACCGGGAAGAAGUUGCUGACCCGCUCCGAUUUCCGGACCCAGGUGCUCAACAACCGGAGAACAAUGGGCCAGGUGGCCCGUUCGGUUCGCUCUUGCUUUGGCUAUUGGGGGGCGGCGCUUCUGAUGGAUUGGUUUCCUUUUUUUCUAUGUUUAGAGAUGUUCGAGAACAGGGCCAAGUUUUCACAGAUACCCCACAGAAUGAAAAUGAACAAGUGACAUAGCGCAAUUAAAAAGAAAAGGAGAAAACAAAGAAAAAAGUUGGAUGCUUUAAUGGUAAUAUCGAACAACCUAAAGAUAAAGAGGAGUUAUCUACAGCUACUUCGAAGGAUGUGUUUUGUCGCACUACGAUGAAGAUGGAUGCUUAUUGCAGCAGAUGCGGAAUUUGUUUGGAUGUGUAAUAUGCUAUACUAUUUGUUGAUCUUUCGUUUCACUUUUUUGUCAUCUGCAUAUAGGACCAAUUUGUAUCAUUUUGUGAUGUACAUAAACAAAUGGGGUGCAUAAGUAGCAUACACAACUUUCACUGAAAUUGGAAAGAUCUGUUUUGUUAUUUAUUGCGGUUGGAAAAUCAUUAAAUC